Molecule: messenger RNA, 1658 nt
Organism: Malurus melanocephalus (red-backed fairy wren)
Lineage: Eukaryota; Metazoa; Chordata; Aves; Passeriformes; Maluridae
Gene: BHLHA15
Product: basic helix-loop-helix family member a15
Exons: 2
Coding region: 241-741 (166 amino acids)
Molecular function (GO): protein dimerization activity
Source: RefSeq, a predicted model, not a curated record
CCGCCCGCGGGCUCGGGGCAGCGCCUGCCCGGCGCUCCUCAGGCCGGGGCAGCCCGGGGCCCCUCUGACAGAGCCUCCCUCAGCCGAGGACGCGCAGCCUGCCCUCCGUGUUCCCCUCACAGCCGUGCUGCUGUUCGUGGCUGCCCCUGGCUCUCCGCCGCCUUGCCCCUCGGGCCCAGGCGCCUUCUCAGCGCUGGUGCAGUGCACGUUGAUGGUUAAUAGCAGUACACCCAACAAAACAUGAAGACUAAAACCAAAGGAAAGAAGCCAAGGCAAACCGUUGAUAAAGAAACAUUUUCCGAAGAGCCGGCAAUGAGGAAAAAGGAACUGGUGAAAUGUUUGCGACACAAAGAAAGGAGGAAUGGGGGAAACAAGGAGAGCAGCAAGAUGCCCACAGGCAGAGCCAAGCGUCCUUGGAGCAGUAAGGACAGGCUUUUGAGGAGACUGGAGAGCAACGAGCGYGAGAGGCAGAGGAUGCACAAACUCAACAACGCCUUCCAGGCUUUGCGCGAGGUGAUCCCUCACGUCAGAGCUGAGAACAAGCUCUCCAAAAUAGAGACCCUCACGCUGGCCAAAAAUUACAUUAAAUCCUUGACCUCCAUCAUACUCAAUAUGUCCAACGGACACUUUCCAGCAGUAGAAGGGAUGGGGGGAGCCUGGGGGUCCAAACUGUACCAGCAUUAUCAACAGCAACAUGGGGAGGGUGACCAUGAGGAUCAUCUGCAGAAAUAUUCCACAUAGAUUCSUAACUUCAGCCAAAACACCAACCCCCAGCUGCUACUGUGAUUGUUUUUCCUUCUUACAGCAUUAUACAUCAUUACCUAGAAGUUUAAAGAGAUUAUUUUUGUCUCUGGUCUCCCCUAAUUUUUUUCUUAACAAGACAACCACUCAUUGCUGUAGUUUAUAUGGCACAUUCAAAAAAAUAUCUUAAACCAUCAGAAUUUUUUGGAGCAUAAUGAAUGUAUUUGUGUGGUGUGCCAGGGUCUGGAAACCUAUCCUAUAACACUGCAGUUGASUUGAAAAUAGCCAUUUAGUAGCUUCUGAAAAUUGCCCUCCCUGGAGUAGUGAGUUGAGCYUUUCAGGUCUGUGUCACCUGAGUUGUCUGGAGUUUUUUGAGAUCUUGGCUGUAGCUCUGYUCACCUUUCAGGGACUCAUCUGCUGUGCUCCAGAGAAGAUUAAAAUUGAUGACAGCAUUUGACUGACUGGGUGACUGAAGGGGCACGUAUGGGAAAUCAGUCACCAAAUCUGAAUAUUUAUCUUGGUAUUUAACUUCUAUGGAUCUGCUCUCAUAAUUUUAAACUUUGCAAGGCAUAAAAUCAUCCAUUGAURCAAACAUCUGCAAAGCUUUCUUAGAUUGUAAACUCUCCAGAGUAAGGACAGUUCUGAUCCUUGUUUCCAGAGCAUCUGGCCUCAUGAAGGUUUUCUUUAGUGGCUGUCUGGGUGCCAUUGUAAUACAAACAAUAAAUAGGAGACAAAUUAUUUACUUCUGCCAAAACAACGAUAAAAAUGCUUUAGCAUAGUCUUAAGUUGGACAAUGAUCUGGCCAAUUUAAAUUAUUUGCUUUUGAAGCCUGUGAUUUGAUCAGGUUCUUUCUGCGUUAGUGUUAGAUUCUGACAGCAUAAAACAAUAAAUGAAGCAGAACAUCUUCAAAAAGGUAA